Glycine soja is the source of this 1834-nucleotide messenger RNA. RefSeq lists its product as uncharacterized. The transcript is spliced from 3 exons. The record is from RefSeq and is a predicted model, not a curated record. Bases 19 to 1557 code for a protein of 512 amino acids. Lineage: Eukaryota; Viridiplantae; Streptophyta; Magnoliopsida; Fabales; Fabaceae.
CAUACUCAAGAUAUAUAGAUGAUGUUACACUUUAUCCUUAUUAUCUCUCUCUUGAUCUUCCCUUCCCUAUCACUCACACUCUCCUCUCACUCUUUCCCAUCCAACAAAAUGGCCCAAAAUAGUAACACUGAGGCCCAAAGCCCACCAACCCCCGAGGCCCGACCAGUCGGCGGCACCGAAUUCAGCUGGUGCAAGGCCGUUCCCGCCGGCACCGGCGUGACAGUGCUAAGCCUCCUCCUCUCAAAACCGCCGCAAAUUGCUGUUGUCCAAAAUGCCCUCCACAAACUUCAAAAUUCCCACCCUAUCCUCCGCUCCAAGAUCCACCUCGAUCCCUCCAACAAUACGUUCCACUUCCUCACCCCUCCCACUCCCACCGUCCAAAUUCACCCCUUCGAUAUCACAUCAACGGCCACCAUCAUCCAAUCCCAGUCCAACGGCCACGAUCCCUUCCACGCGCUCCUCGAGCACGAGAUGAACCAGGACACGUGGCGCGACUACACGAUCCCUUCAGCCGGCGCCGACGUCCUCCACGCCGCCGUGUAUAAUAUCAGCCACGAUCGCUUCGCCGUGUUCCUCCGCCUCCACACCGCUGCGUGCGACCGCGCCGCUGCCGUGGCGCUGCUCAAGGAGCUCCUCCGCCUGGUCACCGGCGGAGCCGGCGACGAGGCGAGCCGGGAGAAGGUGAAUUCUCCGAUCGAGGAUAUGAUUCCCGAGGGGAAGAUGAACAAGCCGUUCUGGGCGCGUGGGUUGGACGUGCUCGGGUACACGCUCAACGCGUUUAGGUUCUCGAAUUUGAGUUUCAUCGAUGUUGGCUCGCCUCGCAGUUCGAGGAUAAUAAGGUUGCAACUGAAUGUGGAUGAAACCAAGAACCUAUUAGCCGGAUGCAAAUCAAGAGGUAUUAAACUUUGUGGGGCACUUGCUGCAGCUGGAAUGAUUGCUGCAUGGACCUCUAAAUGCCUUCCUAAUUAUCAAAGAGAGAAGUAUGCUGUAGUAACACUUGUUGAUUGCCGCUCGCUUCUUGAUCCAGUCCUUCCCAGUAACAAUGCUGGAUUUUACCAUUCUGCCAUCUUGAACACUCAUGACGUGUGUGGAGAAACAGAAACCUUAUGGGAGUUGGCAAAGAAAAGCUACACAGCCAUCGUAAAUGCUAUGAACUGCAACAAGCAUUUUACAGACAUGUCUGACCUGAACUACCUCAUGUGCAAGGCAAUCGAGAACCCCGGUUUGACGCCAUCAUCAUCGCUUAGAACAGCCUUGAUCUCCGUGUUUGAAGAUCCCGUCUUUGAUGACUCGGCCGAAAUGCUUGGAGAGUUUGGAUUGGAAGACUAUGUGGGAUGUGCUUCUGCUCAUGGUGUUGGCCCAUCCAUUGCCGUAUUCGACACCAUACGAAAUGGAAAGUUGGAUUGUGCUUGUAUAUAUCCAUCACCCCUUCAUUCAAGAGAGCAGAUUCAAGGACUAGUUGAUCAUAUGAAGAGAAUACUUGUGGAAGGUUGUAACAGUGAAAACCAACAAAUUGAACCAUACUCCACUUCUGAGGCUGAGCAAAUGGUUAUAUAAUUUCGUAAUCAAAUUCAUAAACUUCGUUGCCUCUUCAAUUUCUCCUUGCUCUGUUGAAUUUCCCAGGGCCAGGUAUUUUAAUAUGGAGGUAUACAUAAAUAUAUUGCAAUUUACAAUGAAGGAUUCAAAGCAUCUGCAAAAGUUGCCAUUGCAUUAAAAGAAUGCAGAGAUUCAUUUUUCUACUGUCAGAUGGCAUCAAGAAAUGCAAUGUUUAUUGGUUUAUUUCAGUCUCGAACUUCGACCAUAUUUAUGACCGAAUUAAGAAGGAUGCUACUCA